UUAGAUUAAUAAUCAAUUUUGUUUUCUUAUCUUAACUAUCAGCUGUUUGAAUUCGGAUACGACGACCUUAUAAGCGGACCGUCAUGGUUUUUCAUGCUCGCCUUAUCGCAUUGGCCCUAUUGAGUGUAGUGGUGGACCCGGCCACUCCGGAUUGUGGCUGCAACAAGCUCAAACAAUCGGGACCGGGUCAAAAGCCUCCCUCGGAGAAAGUGAUUUUUCCUGGCCAAAAGCAUCAUCAUGAAAACCAAAAACAGGAGAGCAUGGCCCAGCUGGUAAAGCAUUCGAGAAAAAUCGAAGGGAUGAGCCUGAUCCCGGGAGGAAAGUAUCUCAUUGGAACCAACGAACCAUUUUUCAUCAGCGACCACGAAGGACCCGAAAGGGAAGUCGAAAUUAAGGCAUUCUAUCUGGAUCGUUACGAAGUUUCCAAUCGUGAGUUUGAGGAUUUUGUUGAGAAAACGAGCUACAUAACGGAGGCGGAACAGUUCGGCGAUAGUUUUGUGUUUCAAGAAUUGUUGGAUCCGAAGGUCAGGGAGCAAUAUAAGGACUUCCGAGUAGCGGCUGCCUUGUGGUGGUACAAGGUUUCCGGGGCUAGUUGGCGUUAUCCGGAAGGGGAUAAGUCCAGAGGAAUCGAACAUCGGACGGAUCAUCCGGUGGUUCACGUAACGUGGAACGAUGCCGUGGCUUACUGUAAAUGGCUGGGAAAACGACUACCGACGGAAGCGGAAUGGGAAGCUGCUUGCAGGGGUGGAAAGAAGCGGAAGUUGUUCCCAUGGGGAAACAAGCUGAUGCCGAGGGAUGAGCACUUCGUGAACAUCUGGCAAGGAGAAUUCCCAGAGAAUAAUCUAGCCGAGGAUGGAUGCGUGGGUACUUGCCCGGUGGACAAGUUCAAGCAGAAUCAGUUCGAUUUGUACAACAUCGUCGGAAACGUGUGGGAGUGGACUGCCGACUUGUGGGAUGCGAAGGAAAACGUUAAGCCGCCGAAUCGAGUGAAAAAGGGUGGAUCGUACUUGUGCCAUGAGUCGUACUGUUAUCGCUAUCGGUGUGCGGCGAGAUCUCAGAAUACGGAGGAUAGCUCUGCGGGAAAUCUGGGCUUCCGUUGCGCGGCUGACGAGGAGUGAGUCUCAUUUCCGCUCCAACUCUAUAAUGAUAUUUUACGUCAAGAUCUUGAUUAGCUUCAGUAUCUCAAAUGAACUAUGCGCAUUUUAAUUUUAAA
This is a messenger RNA of Ochlerotatus camptorhynchus, 1213 nucleotides long. Its product is annotated as formylglycine-generating enzyme. The record is from RefSeq and is a predicted model, not a curated record. Lineage: Eukaryota; Metazoa; Arthropoda; Insecta; Diptera; Culicidae. The coding region runs from base 84 to 1118 and encodes 344 amino acids. Gene Ontology annotation, cellular component: endoplasmic reticulum. The transcript has 2 exons.